GAGCUGGUCACGCAGGAUACCGAGGCGUGCUUCCAGUGCGUCUCUGGCAUUUGCCCCGCCGUGGCCGAGGGCGACGAGGAGUGCACGAUGGACGCCUGCGAGUGCGAGGACCCCUUCUGGCCCAAGCACGAGAUCAUGAUAGACGGCCAGCCCUGCUCGCAGUGCAUCCGGCCCCCGGUCGACUUCACCCUGCAGGGCGAUUCCGGCGAUGGCACUUGCCUCGCCCUGGCGCCGGGCCAGGAGCUCGAGGCCUCCGAGGAGAGCCUCCCCCUGGUCUCCACGCGGAACCAGUCGGCGUGCCUGCCGCUGCGCUACAACGGCGCGCGCAUCGUGGAGAAGCGGAGGGGCAAGAGCUGCCUCGCCUGGAGCUCCUCCGGCGCCCGCUGGGCCCUCGGCGCGUGCGACCGGAGCAACCACCUGAUGCGCUUCGGCCAGCGGCCGCCGCUCUCCGAGGCUGGCCCCAGGAGAGUCUGGAGGUGUACUGCACGGGUCACAACGCGUCGGAGUUCUGCGUGCAGGUGGAGGGCACCUUCUGCACCCAGGAGGCCGGCCGGUGCAGCACGGAGCAGUGCCGUUGCGAGGACCCGUCCUGGGUGCGCCACGAGCUCCAGACCACGGGCGGGCUCCCCUGCUUCGUCUCGGCGCCGCCGGCGACCUUCUGCGCCACGGCGGAGGCCGCCUGCACGCCAGGGCCGUGCGAGUGCGCCGACCCCGGGCACACCAGGCUGCCCGUGGUCGCGGACAGCGGGGCCGCCGAGGGCCCGCCCUGCUUCCGCUGCGCGCCCGGUCCCGGGGCGCAGGCGCCCUCGCUGGCCACUUUCCUGGUCUUCGUGGCCGUGGGCCUCGGCGGGGGUUGCGCGGUGCGCCGGCUGCGCGGGGACCUCGGCGCCCCCAGCGCCGGGGCCAGCGCGAAGGGCCGGCGCCGCGCAGCGGACGACCGCGGGCCGUGGUCGGAGCGCUUGGCAGAGGAGAGCUGGAGGACAUGCUCGAUGGCAUCUGCUGCUUCGUGGCGGAGACCCUGGCGGAGCUCACCCGCCUCGCGAAGCCCUGCGUUCGCCAGACCAGCCGGGCCCUGGGCAGCGCCGUCGACGCUUGCGACGCCGCCCUGGAUCCCUUCUACUCGCUCGUCGACACCGUGCAGGGGGCGGUGACUGGGUGGAGGUGCAGCACGAGCGACUGGUGCACGCGUCCGCGCGGCUCUGCGAGCUGCCGGCCCGGCUGCCGCAGCUCUUCGCCGCCCGCGACGGCGGGGAGCCCCGGCCCCAGGCGGCCACCAAGAGCGCCCGCCAGAGGCGCGCGCGUGGCCGCGGCGCGGAGGGGCAGCUGGGCGAGGCCGAGCUCCACGAGCGCGCGCGCGAUCUCUGGCUGCCGCCCGAGGUGCCCGGUUGGGACGAGGCAGCAACCAUUGCUGGGCACACUGGCGACGGCCUGGGCGGCUGCUGCCCGCAGUGCCGCAAGACGCCCAGCUUCUGCCCAACUUUUUUCUUUCCCCGAAACUUGCAGCUGCCCCCCAGCCUGUCGUUCUACCCCACGAGCCUCAACCCGCCCGCCGCACUGGCGUUGGCCAGAGCGGCCGCAGCCAGCCGCAUCACCAGACAAAGCGGGGCCCCGACCUGGAAAAGGCGCGGGGCCGCCGACGGCGCCCGAGGGGCCAGCGCCGUCGCCCCCGACCCCGCCGGGCGCCAGGAGCCAGCCGAGCCGGGGACCCUCGAGUGGGACCCCCUCGGCUUCGGCGGCGGCCCCGACACGGCGCCGGCCGCGGAGAGCGUCUCCGUCCCGGCCCAGUGUGGCCAGGCCGCGGGCCCCGUGCUGGCCGCCACGCCCGCGCAGUCCCGGAUGCGGCGCAAGCUGCAGCAGCGGCGCGAGGCGCAGCAGAGGAGCGGGGCGGCGGCCGCUCCGGCGGCGCUCAUGGAGGACAGCACGCCCGUGGACGAUUCCUGGAUCGACGAGCUCGAGCAAGACGAGGUCAAGGCUAAGGCGUCGGCGGCAAGGGCGCCGAGGGGGCUGAGGAAGAGGCGGAGUGCCGGCAGCAGGGACCCGCCUGCCACGCCCUCCAGCGCCGCUGGUGGAGCCGACGGCGCGGCGGCGAGGAGGGCCACGGAGGUGGAGACGCCCCCGACGGCGGAAGCGGCCGAGCUGGAGUGCCCGGCGGUGGAGGCCGGUCGCUCUGCUGGGGCACCGCCGCUCGACCGGUGCGGAGCCGAGGAGGGGGCCGGCGAGGAGGGCGGCCAGGGGGACGUCAUAGACACGGACCGGCUCCUCGGAGAGGUGGUGCACGACCUUUUCCUACUCCUCGGCCGCGUCGCCGACGUGCCGGCGGCAGGCCCGCCGGACACGUCGGCGGCGGUUAGCGAGAGGGUUGCCGAGGCGAGCGGCCAGACGAGGCCACCCGAGGGAAAUCGAAGGGCGCUUCGUGGCGAGGCCAGGGCGGCGCCUCCGGAGCCGCCGGCGGCUGCCGCCGAGGAGGAGGAGGAGGAGGAAGAGGAGGAGGAGGAGGAGGAGGAGGGCGACGACGAUGACGGCGAGGUGGAGGCGAACGCCGAGGAGGAGGAGAAGGAGGAGGAGGACGAGGAGGAGGAGGAGGAGGGGGACAUCGACAAGGCGGAGGCGGACCUCCACGGCGCGGAGGUCGAGGAGGAACAGGGCGAGGAGGAGGAGGAGGAGGAGGAGGAGGAGGAGGAGGAGCUGCAGGAGAAGGGCUCCAGAAGCUCCAGUCGGCAAGAAGCGGUCUCCUCGACGACGGAGCCGCCCGCGGAGGAGAGGGAGCAGGGGCUGCCCGAGAAGCUGGCUGGCUGGGAGGAGGCGGGGCGCGCCCGGGGCCGCAGGAAGGGCGCUGGCGCCUCGCAGGUGGAGGCGCCCCAGGUGCGGCCGCGCGCCAGCCAGGCCCUCGCCGCGCCGCCCGCCGUGGUGGCCAGGGCUGCCGCGGUGGCGCGGCCACCGCCGGAGGCUGCGCAGCAGCCGCGGCCGCAGCAGCCGCCCGCCAAGCGCCAGCAGCCGCAAGCACAGCAGGCGCAGCAGCAGCGGCCGCGGCAGCAGCAGCCGGAGGAGGCGGAGCGGCUGCCCACCAAGCCGCAGAUGCAGCCGCAGCAGCCGCCGCAGCAGCAGCAGCCGCAGCGGCAGCCAGGAGCGCGCCCUGCGCCGCGGCCGCCGCCAGAACCACGAGCGUGGAGCGCAGUGGUUGGCAGGCCGAGCGCGGCAGCGGGCGACCCCAGGUCCAGCUCCGCACAGGCCGCGGCACCCCUCGCCGCCACCCCGCCCGCGAGGCCUGCAGGCCAGCCGGUGGCGGGACUGCCUGGGGAGCCGGCGUGCGAGCGGGCCGCUGGCGGGGAGGCCGCGGCCGCGCCACCGAAGCCUCGUGCCUGGGCCGCGCUGUUCAAGAGGCACGAGCCCGAGGCCGAGGCCUCUCCCGGGGGGCCCGCGGCCCCGGGCGGCACCCUGGGCGGGGCAGAGGCGCCCGUGUUCGUGCCGCAGUCCAUGAAGCCGCGGCCCGCCGAGGCGGAUGGCAAGAGGGAGCCCAAGAGGAAGGGCGGCCGCGGCCGCGGAGGCCGCCAGCAGGGGCCCGAGGAUGGCCAGCUGGCCUUCAGCGAAAUGGUCACGACGGUCAGCGUUUCGAACAUAGCCCCCGAGAUGACGACCGAGGGCUUCGUGGCACAAAUGGAGUCCUGGGGAUUGGCUGGGACGUUCGACUUCCUCCAGCUGCGCUUCGACCAGGCCAUAGAGCUCGGCGCAGGCCUCGCCGUCGUCAAUUUCAUCGACGCCUCUUUCGUGCUCCUUUUCUGUUGGAUAUACCGCGAGUGCGGCAUGGCUGGAAUGAUUGGCCCCUCUGAUGUCCAGGGCUACGAGGCAAACUUGGCGCAGUGGACCGCCCACACGGGCAGCGAGAUGGCGGCCAGCGCGGGCUGCGAGCCUUAUCUCCACCCGAACGCGACGCCCUCGCAGGAGUGCGUGAACGUGGUCAACACGAUGUUGUCGCCGCAGUUCCGGGAGCAGUUCCAUAAGACAAAGUUGUGCGUCUUCCACCGGAAGAACACGUGCGAGAUGGGGGCGUCGUGCCCCUUCGCGCACUCACAGGACUUGGAGCUCCAGCCCGCGCCCGACCUGGUGAAGACCAAGCUGUGCUACAACUACUUCAAGCAGAAGUGCACGGACCCCAGGUGCAAGUUCGCCCACGGGGCCGCCGAGCUGCGCUCCGUCUGGGUGCCAUACAGCCCCGGCAACUGGUGCCUCGACACAGAGGGCAACGGGUCGGGCGCGGGAUACGCGCCGCUCGGCGAGGAGGGGGCCGAGGCCGACCAGAUGCCCAGCGGUAUCGUCGCAAUGAUGGGCCAGGGGGUCUCCAUGGCCGGCUGCGAGAUGCACGGCGGGUACGCGAUGCUCUUGAGCUCCCUCGGCGUGGAGCCCAAGUCGGCCCACCUGCACGAGCAGACGUCCUCCAGCGGGCGGGUCGACAGCGACGGCGAGGCCGACAGCUUCGGGCGGGCGACGUCUCAGGAGGAGGCCCCGACGUCAGCGGGCCGCGGCAGCGCCCGCUGGGCGGGCACCGCGGCCGCGGGCGGUUACCUGCUGCCAAGCGUUGCCCCGCUGCGGAUGCGAGGCACGUUCAUGGAGGUCGUCCCAGACCCGGUCGAGGGCGAGGGCCAUUCGCGGAAGCGCUGUUGGAGCGAGGGCGACUUGGAAGAGUUGCGGGCGGCGACGAUGGCCGAGGUGGACAUGUUGGACCCUUAG
Messenger RNA from Prorocentrum cordatum, 4725 nucleotides. NCBI's taxonomy places the organism in Eukaryota, Dinophyceae, Prorocentrales, Prorocentraceae. The record is from the annotation of a GenBank genome assembly.